AUGGACGUCGAUCCAACCAUCUUAUUGAAGGAGGACAAGAUGACAAAAAAUCAUGAUCUUUCUGCGGCGGCGGCGGAAGUCCUAUUUGGCGGUGCCUCUCCUAGCAAAAGGGAGACCAAGGACGUCGUUCCCAGCAUCUCUUACUAUUCUGGAUUGAAGGAGGACAAAAUGAUGGAAAACCAUUAUCUUUCUGCUGCGGCGGAAGUCUUGUCUGGUUGUGCCUCUGCCAGCGAAGGGGAGACCAAUGACGUCCAUCCAACUAUCUCCUUUGUCGGAGCCCCCACUGAGGAUUCGAGCUUGCCAGAAAUAACUGAUAGAAUGCUUGGAAGGUGUGAGUCGUAUUGGGAGAUCCGUUUUGUAUCCCAGUUCGUCUCCAAUCUAAUAAUUUCUUCCGGCUUGUGCCUCCAAGCAACUGUCCUGCAAAGCCUAGCAAUUUGGUGCCACCUCAGUUUCCAUCAAGAUCACUCCUUCCUCAGUAAUGAUGCCCAUGUGUUCGAAAAUUUCCAUUCCUGGGCUGCUGGAGCACCAGAGCCUACAACUAUACAGCAGGACCGUCUGAUUCUUAGGGCACAACCUCUAUUUUGUGGUGCAACUGGAGACUUACUAAGCUUACCUACAUACUCCGAGGACAUUAACCUUUCCUCAUUGUUCCCACUGUCCAACUUCAUUUGCAACAUUCAGCAAGCUACCGAUAGUUGCAAUAUUUCUUCGAGAUCGUAG
Molecule: messenger RNA, 720 nt
Organism: Linum trigynum
Lineage: Eukaryota; Viridiplantae; Streptophyta; Magnoliopsida; Malpighiales; Linaceae
Source: the annotation of a GenBank genome assembly